This is a messenger RNA of Myodes glareolus (Bank vole), 5030 nucleotides long. It is a transcript of the gene Taco1, whose product is annotated as translational activator of cytochrome c oxidase I. NCBI's taxonomy places the organism in Eukaryota, Metazoa, Chordata, Mammalia, Rodentia, Cricetidae. The record is from RefSeq and is a predicted model, not a curated record. Gene Ontology annotation, cellular component: mitochondrion.
CGAAAGGAAGUGUACUUCGCCAAUAAGGGCCUCCAUGCCCGGCAGUCGCCGGUCACUCACGGCUGCGCAACUUAAGUGGAUCUGAGCCUUUGAGUUUCUGGAGACCCGCAGAAGCAGCCAGAACUCCCAGACCUGCUUUUGUUCCGGUAGCAGGUUAGACAGGUUGACCUUGGCCGCUCCUCUUUGCACUCUGCAACCCCUGGUCAAAGCAGAUGAUGUCGUGGGCUGCUGUCAACCUGAGAAGGACAGCUGCCCGAUGCUUUCGUGAGCGAUGCCUCGGGUUCCGCGUGGGUCCUUGGUGCGCCUCCCAGCAGGAAACCCCCGGCUGCGGUCCAACUCCACACAGGACGCUACGUGUCAGCGCGGCGGCCUCCGCGGGACACAAUAAAUGGUCUAAAGUCCGGCACAUCAAGGGCCCCAAGGACAUGGAAAGGAGUCGAAUCUUCUCUAAACUCGCUCUCAGUAUCCGCCUAGCUGUUAAAGAGGGAGGCCCCAACCCUGAGAACAACAGCCACCUGGCCAACAUCUUAGAGGUGUGUCGAAGCAAGCAUAUGCCCAAGUCAACCAUUGAGUCAGCACUGAAAACAGAGAAAAACAAGGGCGUUCAUUUGCUAUACGAGGGUCGAGGUCCUGGUGGCUCUUCUCUGCUCAUUGAGGCAUUAUCGAACAGUGGUCCCAAGUGCCAUUUGGACAUUAAAUACAUCCUGAACAAGAAUGGGGGAGUGAUGGCCGAGGGAGCACGCCAUUUCUUUGACAAAAAAGGAGUGGUUGUGGUCGGAGUGGAGGACAGAGAGAAGAAAGCUGUGAACCUGGAGCGCGCCCUGGAGCUGGCAAUUGAAGCAGGAGCUGAGGAUGUGAAGGAAGCUGAGGAUGAAGAAGAAAAGAACCUUUUUAAAUUUAUUUGUGAUGCCUCUUCAUUGCAUGAAGUGAGGAAGAAACUGGACUCCCUGGGCCUGUGUUCUGUGUCCUGUUCCCUGGAGUUCAUCCCCAACUUAAAGGUGCAGCUGGCUGAGCCCGACCUGGACCAGGCUGUUCACCUCAUCCAGGCUCUCAACAACUAUGAGGACGUGAUUCAUGUUUAUGACAAUAUCGAAUAACCCAACUAUACAUGCCUCCGGGCUCUUUCCUAGGUUGCAUGAGCCUAUGCAGCAAAUUGGAGGCUGCAACAGGCGGGCACCUAUCAGAGACCUGAUGCUAUGGCUUACAGCCUUAAGAGAAAGGAACUCUUAGCUCUGUUGGUGUCACAGGGCCAUCUGGGAUACAAGGUGAGACUAGCCAGCUGGUCUGACUCUGAUCUCAGGUGACUGGCCCUUGUCAAGAUUUUAAGUGUCUUGUGGUACUAUAGAGUGGGAAUUGAUCAUCAAUAAUAAUAGCCGUGAUUGGUUAUUCUUGGAUGCUGCAUUGCUGGUAUGACUCUUGAGUUGUCCCCAGUUUGUGUCCAGGUUUUGAAUUUCUGGACUAUUGUUCAGGCCCAUAUGCUUAUUUCUAUAUUUUAAUAUUAAGAUUGUCUUUUUUUCUUUUCUUUCCUUUUUGCAAUAGAAAUGUGACUGUUCUGUGUGGUUGAAUGCUGGCCUAAUGACCUAACCUUUUCACUUGCUCAUGCAGCUAGUAUUUCUUGGACAUUGUUCUUUACAAGAAUUGUGCUUUUUCAGAGAUCAGGCUGUUCAAGUGAUGCUUAGAUCUUACUCUAAGAUGUAGGACCUUAAAGGACAUGGGGCUGUACCCAUGGAGCUGUCCCAGGGUAGUGUGGACUAUGUUCAUCUUUUUUUCUUCAUGUGGUUUCUGUUCCCUUUUCUGUUUGAUUAUGGCUUUAGUGCCAUAGGAAGUCAGGUGUCAGGGAAGGGGCUUCCUCAGGACCUACUUUGACCAACCCCUGUGUGUUCUGAUAUUGAUAACAAUGGAGCUAUCAGCAGAUGGGGUUGUUCUCUUGGAAGGCUUGUACUAACCUAGGUUUGAAAGCUUGAGGACUGCAGAAGGCCAUCUUUAGCUCUUUCCAGUGGUGCCAGACGAUAGGAGCACCAAUAACUAGAGGGAAACAGGGACAAAAGGAAGAGUGAUGGCUGAGCCAGAGCCUGGCCGUUUGAACCUUUGGCUCUUAACAGUCACUUCAGGGUUUAGAGUUCUAGCAGGGUCGACUGCCUGUGCUGCAGUGUAUUGAGCAUAGUGAGUCUGGAGUGGCUUUUGAAUCCAGGUCAUCUACCAACUUAAAAGUUGUUCAAGUCAGUUCUGAGCUCAGAGUGCCUCUUUCUGAAGGAGCCUUAGGUAAAUGAGCGUGGAAAGACCUAAUGCUGUGAAAGACACUCCAGCUUCUGGGAAAGGACAACUGGAAAGCCAGGGAGGAAAAAACAAAACAAAAACCAGAACAGCCCAAGAUCAUACCAAACCACAUGCCCUUAUGCCUCAUAUCAAAGACAUAGUACUAACCAGGAUUUUUUAGUUUAGCUGGGGACAAAUCACCUAAAUAUCUGAAUUAGGACAUCCUCAGAAUGGGAUAACUUGAUGUUGAUAAACUGCUUUACAAUUGAUAAGAUAUGUUACUUGAUUUUACAACACACCAAUAAAAUAGAACAAGGGCUGAGGGGGGUGGCUUAGUAAAUAAAGUGUUUGCCAUGUAAAUGUGAGGACCGGAGUUCAAAUCCCCGGAAGUCAUGUGAAGCCUACAAAGAGCAGUGUGUGUGUAUGUGUGUGUGUGUGUGUGUGUGUGUGUGUGUGUGUAAUCCCAGUGUUCCUAUGGGAAGGUGGAGGCUAAGACAGGAGAAUCCCCUCAAGUUUGUGAGCCAGCAAAGAAGAGACCCUGUCUCAAACAAGGUGGAAGCUGAACACUGACACUCUCUCUACACACGUGCCAUGGCACGUGUGCCCUCACAUACAAGCAUACUGGCAUAUCAUAUACACACCCAUGUGCACACAUACAUGCACAAAAAAGAUUUAAAAAAAGUUACUUUAUGUAUAAGUUAUCUUACACCUAGGGCUGAAGAGAUGGCUCUCAUUUUUUUUCUGAACUAGGGCACUCACAUAUACAUGGCAUACACUCACAUAGACACACACACAUAAAUAAUCAAAAAUGAAAAUAAAUAUCAUAAAAAAAAACAAAGCCCUCAAGUUAUCUUGUACCAAACGAGGAGGAACAGGUCUAAUAUGGCAUCUUAUGUUGGUAGUGCUUGUGUAUAAAAUAGCUGUUUUAGAAAUGUUGAAUAUAAAUUAAGCGGAAGGAAUGUGAUCAUUUCUCAGCUGAGAAAUCUGUAUGAGGGACGCUUGUUCUUAAAGGGAACUUGGCUACUCUUAGGAACAGGACUCAUCCAGUCUAGAAGGGUUUGUUUGUGAAUCUGGAUUGUUGUGGAACCAGCUUUUUUAGCCCAGCCCCAGGCUCUGUGCCUGUGAGGGUAGCUCUGCACUGACCCCUGGUGGUGCCCUUCGCGCUCCUACAGCUAACAAGGAAAAGCAGAAGUGGACUAACUUGAGCCUUCCCGCUGUUUCUGGAUCUAGUUGAGACCAUGAAAUACAAAUAAAUAUAGUCAUAGCCAUACACUGUAACUAAGCACAAGAAGUCACCAGGAUUGGAGGACACAUAGUAAAGGCACUUAAGAAGAAAAAGAUCGAGUGAUAAAUAGUCUGAUUUUCAUCAGUAUAAAAGUGAAUUUUGUAACAAGGGCAUCUGUGUUUCAAGGAAGAAAGCUUAGAGUUUUCCUUGGUAUAUUGUCUUUGAAAUUUCACAUGGUUAUGAAGGGGGUUGCCAGGAAUCUCAGAGUAAUAAUAAAAGUUCGGGCAUGGGCAGGCAAAAGUAUGGCUCUUGAUAUUGCAUAGUAAAGCCCCAACAGUCACUAUAAAAAAGUUAUCUUUCUGAAAAUACUCUAUAUCAGCUGGAUAUGGUGACCCACACCUGAAACCCCAGCCCUUGGAAGGUAGAGGUGGGAGGACUGCUGAGGAUUUAAGGCUACUUGGUCUACAUAUGGAGUUCCAGGCCAGCUGAGGUUACAUAGUGAGACUUUGCCUCAACAAAACCAACCAACAAACAAAAGAAUAUUUUAUAUCAUAAAAUGUUUACAAUAUAAUAUUAUACAAAGAUUCAAAGUUACAUCUAUGUUGGGCUAGGGAGUAGCUCAGUGGUAGAACAUGUGCUUAUCAUGUGUGAGUCCCAGUCAUCUGGAAGUCUGAGCAUAAGGGUUUUUGUUUUUUUAAACAAAACUAGGGUUUCAUUGUAUAACCCUGGUUAUGCAGAACAUAUGGAACUUGAACUUCCUGCCUCUGGCUCUGAGUGCUGAUGACAGAUGUGAGCCACCACACCUGGCUCUGGUGUACCUUUGUGUCUGAAAAAACGGGCUGGGAUGACUUACAUCAUCUUAUCUUUGAUCAUUAUCUUUGUAAUACAAAGUUAUUUACUGCCUUGAAGCCACACUAGGGUUAUGUUCAAGUGUCCUUGUGACAGGCUUUGUCUACAGCCCAACUUUGACUUGUACGUGUGUGUACAAGAAGUGCUCCUUACUUACAGGAAGUGCUCCUGUGGGGCUGUGGAUGUAGUUCAUAUGACAGAGUAUUUGCUUAGCAUGCACAAAGCCCCAGCCAUAAUCCCUAGCACCAUGUAAACUGGACAUGGUAGAGCACACCUAUAAUCCUAGCAUUAGGCGGGGAAAGAAGCAGGGUUCCUAUGUAUAACUGCUGCCCUUCUGCAAGAGGCCCUGGUCCUAAUCAACUAUGGGGAUUCUCCAGCGCUGCUGAGUUACUAUUUUUAAACUCUGCACAUGUGUGUGUGCACUAGCCGAAGGGCAGCUUUCUCUGCCAUCCUCAGGAACACCAUCCACCUGUGCGACAGGUCCUCUCAUCUGGAGUUUAACAGUUAAGUGAGGCUGGCUGGUGAGCAGCUCCAGGGGUUCUCCUGUCAGCUUCCCUUUGCAUGGGUUCUGGUGAAUACACUCAGGUUCUGGCACUUGCAAGGCAAGCACUUCACUGACCUUUCUCCCCAGCCCCAGUUAUUUUUUUUUUUCAAAUUUUAUAGCAAAGAAGAUAAUAAAGCUUCAACUCCAAGUCUCUGA